UGAUAAGAUGUGGUGAAAUCCGAAAAGUGUUCAAUUCUACUCCACGUGCAGUUUUUCAGUCAAUAGUUCUUCGUUUUAGUUUCUAUUUACCUGGUUUUAAUACGCAAACAAAUUGCUUUUGAGGUUAUCAUAAGUUUUGAACCGAGUUUUAUUCAAAAAAUUUUACAAAUUCCUGCAAAAUGGCUGAAAACGAUGCGACGAAUGGACACACGGAAGCUGCGACAGACCUGGAAAAGAAGAUUAUCAAGCAAAUUGAAUAUUAUUUUGGUGACAAGAAUCUUCCUAGGGACAGAUUUCUAAGACAGAAAGCAGAUGAAGAUGAUGGAUGGGUCACCUUAGAGUGCCUGGGAACUUUUAACAGACUCAAGGCCUUAUCAGAAGAUGCAGAUGUCAUUGCUAAAGCUUUAAGAAAGUCAGAUUCUGGACUAAUUGAGGUCAGUGAAGACAACAAAAAAGUUAGAAGAGUGACUACGAAGCCUCUGCCAAAGGACUCUAUGGAAGCAAGACAGGAGGCUAAAAGCAGAACUAUUUAUUGUAAAGGAUUUCCAAAAGAUACAAGCCUUGAUCAACUGGAGGAAUUCUUUGCUGAUAAAGGAAAGGUGACUACCAUCAUCAUGAGAAAAGACGUGGAACGUAUAUUCAAAGGAUCUGUGUUUGUAGAAUUUGCAUCAGUGGAUGAAGCAAAAGCCGUUGUGGACCGGGAGUCUCUAAAGUACAAGGAAGAAGAGCUCAUUAAAAUGACAAAGGAUGAAUAUUUCAAGAACAAGGGAAAAGAAAAAGCACAGCAUAAAGAAGAGGCAAAUAAAGAGAAGAAAAAAGAGAAAGAAUCAAAAGAAGGAAAAGACAAGGAAGCAGAAAAAGAGGAACCUUUCAAGUACGAUCAUGGAUGCGUGCUUCAUUUCAAAAAUGUAGGAGAACAGACAUCUCGUGAGGAUAUCAGGAGUCUGUUUGGUGAGAAGGAAGAAGUCGCCUGGGUUGAUUUCAAUAGAGGAGAUAAUGAGGGUUUCGUUCGCUUUUCCACUGAAGGAGGAGCCCAGCGCGCUGUGGAUGCUUUGAAGGAAGCUAACGACGGUAAAGUACUCAUCAGAGAAGUCGAAUCAACUCUCCGGGUCCUAGAGGGUGAUGAGGAAAAUGAUUAUUGGGUUAAAUCCAAACAACAACAAGACAAAGGAAGACAAAAGAAAGGGAAGUAUUUCAAGGGUGAACAAGGGGGUAGAUGGGGUCGCGGAGGAGGUCGAAAACGACGAAACAUCGACAGACCACAGACGAAAAAACAAAGCGAGGGAAACGAGGACGAAACGAAAGCAACACACACGCGAUUUGAUGAUGAAGAACCCACUGCAAAGAAAGUGAAGGCGGAGGACGAUUCGUGAUGCGAUACACCACGUGUACAUAAUAGCCUGCGAUUUUAGUUACUCUAGCUUUAAUUUUUACAUUAUAUUAACUUGAUUUUUCUUUUUUUUUACAAUACUUCUCCUAUUUCAAAUCCUAUUCUGUCGAGUCUGUGUGUUUCGUCGUGGAAGAUCACGGGAGAAGUAAAUAAUGUAGCUAUUUAUAAAAUUUAAGUUUCAGUUUGGAACUGAUUGCAAAGUUCAAUAAAAUGUAGAGUGAGAAAGAGAGACGUAAAAAUCCGUCCAAAA
Orbicella faveolata is the source of this 1640-nucleotide messenger RNA. RefSeq names its product lupus La protein-like. Gene Ontology annotation, molecular function: mRNA binding. The record is from RefSeq and is a predicted model, not a curated record. Lineage: Eukaryota; Metazoa; Cnidaria; Anthozoa; Scleractinia; Merulinidae. Gene Ontology annotation, cellular component: cytosol; ribonucleoprotein complex; nucleus. Gene Ontology annotation, biological process: tRNA processing; positive regulation of translation.